UAUAUAAAUAGGACGUAUAACAUUCGUUAGUAAAACGUAAUAGUAAAAACUAACAGAAAUGUCAAGAAAACAGUACCAUGUAUUUUCGGUUCAGUGUUGUUUGAACUAAACUAAAUAUUUCGACUCAAUAACACUUAUUUUCAAGAAAGGAUGGAACUUGCUCGAAAUUUUGUUACUAACAAAUUGAAAUCUUGCCUCCUUAAAUUACCGAAAAAGUAUUAUUUGUCUCACGUAAGACAUAUCAGGUUAGCAGAGGUUGGGAAAUUAGAAAGGCCAAAAUUAGAAGGGAAAUAUGAAACUGGUCAAUUAAUUUUACACAGAGUGUUUGGGUACCGUGGUAUAAUAUUAUUUCCAUGGGUAGCAAGAGUUUAUGAUAGAGAUAUUCCAAAUAAAAGAGAAGAAAAUCCAAAUGGAAACUUUAACAGUGUUGAAAAGGAAGUCAAAGGUAGAAGUCAUACAUUCUACCAGGUAUUAAUUGAUCAAAGAGAUUGCCCUUAUAUACGUGCCCAAACAGAAGCUGUAACAUUUUUGGGUAACCAUGAGACUAGUCGUAGUUUAUUUGCGAUACCAGGAUUAGACUACGUUGCCCAUGAUGAUGUUUUACCUUACACUACAAAUGAGAAUCCUGCGUUGCAACACGAGCUUGUUGAUAAAUUUUUAAUAUACCAGCCUAAUCGAGAUCCGUGUUUUAUCGCUCAAGAAACUCUUAAAGCUUGGCAAAAAAAGAAUCGUCCAUGGUUGGAGUUAUCAGAUGUACAUAAAGAGACUACCGAAAAUAUUCGUGUCACUGUUAUACCAUUUUAUAUGGGUUGCAGAGGAAGUCAAACUACAGCUGUACACUGGUGGCGAUACUGCAUUCGUUUGGAAAAUUUGGGAGAUUUGAACGUACAAUUACGUGAAAGGCACUGGAGAAUAUUUAGCCUUUCUGGCACAUUGGAAACUGUUAGAGGAAGAGGCGUGGUUGGCCAAGAACCCAUUUUAUCAACAGUUUUACCUGCUUUUCAAUAUAGCAGUCACGUGAGCUUGCAAGCUGCAAGUGGCCAUAUGUGGGGUACGUUCAGAAUGGAAAGAGAGGAUGGAUAUGCGUUUGAUUGUAGAAUUCCGCCGUUUUCUUUGGAGUCAAAAAUGGAAGAACCAUCUACACCGAACGUAGAUUCAUAAUAAAACAAUAAAUUUAUAACAUCAAACGUAAACUUAAUACAAUUUUUUAAUUUAUUGAAAAUUCAUCAACGAUUAGUCUUAAAAUUACGUAUGUAGUAAUAUUUAUAAUAUAGGCUGUAAUAUUUGAGUAUAAAUUCUAUGAGUGGAUUUAACUAAGAUACUUAGAUUUCUUAUAAUUAUUAGAUGUACUUCAAACGAAGAUAGUUAUAGGCAUUCAAAUACAGU
Messenger RNA from Colletes gigas, 1386 nucleotides. It is a transcript of the gene POLDIP2, whose product is annotated as polymerase delta-interacting protein 2. Gene Ontology annotation, biological process: error-free translesion synthesis. Bases 151 to 1161 code for a protein of 336 amino acids. Gene Ontology annotation, molecular function: DNA binding. Gene Ontology annotation, cellular component: mitochondrial nucleoid; nucleus. The record is from RefSeq and is a predicted model, not a curated record. The transcript is spliced from 6 exons. Lineage: Eukaryota; Metazoa; Arthropoda; Insecta; Hymenoptera; Colletidae.